AGAGCGGCGGUCAUUCAGAGCCCGACCAGCGUGCCGUGCACACUUUCACCCAGGCUCAGUCUCGCGCUCACUUUCGUACGAGAUCGCUAUAAAAACGACGAUAAAAUAAUAACGAGAACCAAUAUAUUCGCGAUUGUGCUAAAAUCUAAUCGAAGACCGGAGAGAAAGAAAAAAAGACAGAGAGGGAAACAGUGACUCCGGAAGAGGAAUUCGCGCCAUGGCCGGCGUUUGAGAUCGAUCCUUCAAGUGCGUAGUGACACGCGCGCGAAUUUUCCCGUUUUUCCCAUUUUUUUUUUUUUUUUUGGGAUCUACAUCGAGGCGAUCUUGCUGCGAGGAGCCGCGAAACAGAAAGAAUGUCAAAAUCAGGAAGCAUCAAAGAUGGCGAGAAGGGCCCUUACGAUCCGGUUCCUACCAGUGAAAAGGGCAAUGACGAGAUCAAACUGGAGGCGAAAAUGUCGCUUCUCAACGGCGUCACCGUUAUCGUCGGUUCCAUCAUCGGUUCCGGUAUUUUCGUCAGUCCUACGGGCGUACUUAAAUACACCGGAAGCGUGAACGCGAGUCUUCUCGUAUGGACGGCGUCCGGAAUUUAUUCCAUGAUAGGAGCUUACUGUUACGCCGAGCUCGGCUGCAUGAUCAGGAAGUCGGGCGCGGAUUAUGCAUACAUUAUGGAGACCUUCGGGCCUUUCCUGGCGUUCGUUAGAUUAUGGGUUGAAUGUAUGAUAGUGCGUCCUUGCAGCCAGGCCAUCGUAGCCUUGACUUUCAGUGUCUACGUCCUCAAACCACUCUUCCCGGACUGCACGCCGCCGGAUGAUCCCGUAAGAAUGCUUGCCGCCUGCUGCAUAUGUAUUCUGGCUUUCAUAAAUUGUUGGGACGUCAAAUGGGCGACGAGAGUGCAAGAUAUUUUCACAUAUGCGAAACUGCUCGCGCUUUUCAUCAUAAUUUUCACGGGAGCCUAUCAGCUUUGCACUGGACACACGCAAUAUUUCACAUUCGACAACACAAACACGGAAGUCACAUCUAUAGCCCUUAGUUUUUAUUCAGGCUUGUUCGCUUACAACGGCUGGAACUACUUGAACUUCAUAAUCGAGGAAUUAAAGGAUCCCGUUAGAAAUCUACCGAGGGCGAUUGCCAUUUCGUGCACUCUAGUUACGGUUGUCUACGUCUUCACGAACAUGGCUUUCUAUACGACGCUAAGCCCCUUCGAAGUGCUCGGUAGCGAAGCUGUGGCAGUGACAUACGCAAACAGAUUGUUCGGCGUGAUGGCAUGGACGAUACCGGUUUUCGUGGCUCUGUCCACGUUCGGUGCGGUCAACGGUAUUUUACUCACAUCCUCACGGCUUUUUUAUGCGGGUGCCUGCGAAGGUCAGAUGCCGGAGUUAUUGACGAUGAUCCAAAUUUCCAGGCUCACGCCCACACCCGCCGUACUGUGCAUGGCACUGCUCUCCAUGCUAUAUCUAUGCUCUUCCGCCAUCUCCGCUCUCAUCAAUUACGUGGGCUUCGCUACUUGGCUUAGCAUAGGUGUAUCCGUGCUAUGCCUUCCGUGGCUCAGAUGGAGCCAGCCAAAUUUGGAGAGGCCGAUCAAGGUGAAUCUCAUCUUUCCGUUCUUCUACAUCUUAGCCACCCUCUUCGUUACUAUAGUUCCGAUGUAUGCUAGUCCCGUUGAAACAGGAUACGGCUGUUUGAUGAUACUCUCCUCUGUACCUGUCUACUUCGCGUUCAUCGCGUGGAAGAACAAGCCGAAAUUCUUCCAGCAAGGAGUCGGCGCCAUCACCAAAACUUUGCAGAAGCUAAUGGUAGUCGUGGGGCCACAAAAGACAAAGGUUCAAAACACGCUUAAGCGUGACAAAGCAACUGCAAAAGAUAAUGCUGGUGGCCGGCAAAUCGAAACCCGCUCAGGUGUAAUCAGUCAAGACGUGUCGAAUCGAGAUCGGAAGGACGAUGACGAGCUCUCUUCGAAACAUAAACUCGAGGAGGAUUCUUGACGAUUUUCGAACCGCAAUCGUUGACGGAUAUCGGUUCGACAGAUCGAUUAUAUUUUUCUUCUGACUCUUCGAGGGUGAAGGAACGGUGUCCUAGGCAACAAGAGACAGCCAUAUUGUGUCAGGACGCCGAAAGGGUAGGAAAUGUCAAAAACUCGUGCGCGAGAAGCGAAGCGCGGCUCGUCUAGAUUCGGAUCUCGUCGUGGACUUCCAUCAGGAUCCGCCCGUUCGAUUACAAAAUUUUGAAAUAAGGCUGUUGUCUCUCGUUCCACGGCGAAGAGAUAUACGCGAUAAUACCACAUUGCAUGCUUUUAAAUUAAAUAUUUUUGCUAGAGAAUUUGCAAUUAGAGGAAUUUUCGAGCUUUGAUAAGUUAAUUAUAAAAUCUAGAAAAUCAUAAGUUAAUUAAAAAAUCAAUAUCGUCAUUAAAUUUCCAGAUUAUAUUAACGUUGUCGGUAUGGGACAGAUGUUUACGAUACAGUAUCGUGAUGUAAAUGUUACUUUUCUAAGCAACAGAUAACAUUCGAGUAUUUCAAUGGUUUAUUCGAGUAACGGGAGAGAAUAAUUAUAAAGGACAAAAAUAAUUGGUUAUUCAGAUACUUUUGAGAUAACAUGCUUGAUCCUCCUCGUUAACAGAUACCGAUGUCACGUUAUCACUAAAACUUCUAAAAAUCAUAAUUAUUUUAAAAAUUAUUUAUUAUUUUAAUUAAUUAUUAAAAAACAAUUUUUAAAAAUUACUUUUAAAUGAAUUUUGAAUAAGAAAUCUACGCACGUAUAUGAAUCACGUUUAUUACACAAGCCUUCUUCCUCAAAUUAGAUUAAUUACUAAAAUGAACAGAGGACUCACUCUAAAUUAUACACGUGAUUCGGAUGUAACGUAUACAUUAUUAAUUCAAAAAUUCGCAUUUAAGAGAGAUGCGUGUAUACUUCAAAAUAAUUUACGCGCGAGAUACAUAUCUUUGUGGGUGAAAAGAAAAACCAAUGGCGAUUGCGAGUCUCAUCGCGAUUAUAUCUCUCUCCGUGAGAUGAACUAUGUUAGAACUAGAACGGAAGAGCCGAAUAAAAAAGUAAAAAAUCCGAUCAGAGCGCGCGCCAAAAAGUUGAGAUAACGAUCAAAAUGUCACUGUAAUUAAGUAAACGUUGUUUAAGCUAUUAGUUUUUUAGUCCCAUAGCGUUCCUCCGAUAUAGGCGAUGUUUGCUAUACGUGUAUCGCGUUAUCUCAACUUCGUUAAUUUUUGGCACUCGUGCGCAAUUUGAAAACUGUACGAUCUUUGAGAAUCCAGCAUUGUC
Molecule: messenger RNA, 3267 nt
Organism: Formica exsecta
Lineage: Eukaryota; Metazoa; Arthropoda; Insecta; Hymenoptera; Formicidae
Product: large neutral amino acids transporter small subunit 1
Exons: 12
Coding region: 354-1982 (542 amino acids)
Biological process (GO): amino acid transmembrane transport
Cellular component (GO): membrane
Molecular function (GO): L-amino acid transmembrane transporter activity
Source: RefSeq, a predicted model, not a curated record